Molecule: messenger RNA, 8402 nt
Organism: Eriocheir sinensis (Chinese mitten crab)
Lineage: Eukaryota; Metazoa; Arthropoda; Malacostraca; Decapoda; Varunidae
Product: titin homolog
Exons: 4
Coding region: 70-6045 (1991 amino acids)
Biological process (GO): ribosomal small subunit biogenesis
Cellular component (GO): nucleolus
Molecular function (GO): protein binding; RNA binding
Source: RefSeq, a predicted model, not a curated record
ACAAACCCACGUUGCCGCGCCCUGGGAGGCUGCAAAACCUUCCUUAUUUUUCCCUUUUAAACCGUCAAGAUGCGGUACAGCAAGCACAAAACCACCCCCAAAAGAACGGGCGGGGCUCUGGGCUUCAAGACGGGAAUACGCAACCGGAAACAACUCAGAAAACAGAAGAGAGAGAUGAAAAAGAUGAACAGGGCUUCCUUCGCGGCCCGGCGUAGAGGAGACAACAAGGACCCCGGAGACACAGAAAUUAGUAAGAUAAUGAAGCUGGGGGGGUUAAUGGAGGCAGGGAAAGCAAGGAAAACAAAUAUAACACCAGGAAAAAGCGACAUUGAACAACCAGAGAGUAAGAUAAGGAAGCUACAGGCAUUGAUGGAGGCGGAGAAGGCGAAAAUGAAGAGUGAGAAAGAUCAAACGCGGAGCAAAAUAAGGAAGUUACAGGCCAUGGUGGCGGCGGAGAAGGUGAAGAUGAGGAUAAAGAAGAGUGACAGCGCGGCAGAGAAGAGUGACAGCUGGGAGAGUGAGAAGGACAGCGACGUAGAACAACCACAGAUGAGAAUUAAACGGCUGCAGGAGUUGGUCGAGGCAGAGAAAGCGAAGAUGAAGGCGAAGAAAAUGAAUAAAUCACCUGAGAAGAGCGACACGGAACAACGGAGGGGGGUGGAAAAGGUGAAGACGAGGGUAAAGAAGACUGAGAAGGCAGAAGAGAAGAGUGACAGCUGGGAGAGUGAGAAGGAAGAAGAGGAGGAACAAGACGGAUUCAAGCCCUCGGAAGCUUCAAAAUCUGAACGAAUGGCACGCUUACAGGAAUUCGUCAACCGGGAAUCGGGAAUCGGCGCCUCAACCAGUAAUUCCAAGCCGCCGGGAAUCGCAGAGGAAGAAACCGAGGAAGCAGCGAACCUAAUCAAGGACAAGCAGAAACUGAAACGGCUGCGGAACGAACAGAAACUCGACACGAAGGAGAUCAACAAGCUGGCAAGACUGAUGAGGAUGAGCAAGCCGCAGAAGAAGAAGGUGGCGCCCAUCUUCGCCGACGACUUUGGGGGUCUUCUGCGGGACAUAGAGGAAGGGACGAUGAGCCACGCCGAUGGGUACAAGAACGAUGAGGGGGAUGAGAAGGGCGAAGAUGGCAGCGAUGAGGAGUUUGAGAGAGAUAUGGCAGCUGCUCUCGGCCAGAAAACGGUGAAGAAGAAAAAGAAGAUGAAAACAGAGGAGGGGAAUGAAGAUAAAGGGAAGAAGAAGGUGGAUAUAGAGGAGGAAGAAGAGGAAGAGAAGGUGACAAUAGAGGAAGAAAAGGAAAAUAAAGGGAAGAAGAAGGUUGAUAUAGAGGAGGAGGAAGAAGAGAAGGAGAAGAAAAGUGAAGAAAAAGUUAAAAAGAAAAAGAAAGUGACCAUACAAGAAAAUGAAGAAGACAAAAGAAAAAAGAAAAAGGUGAAAAUGCAGGAAAAAGACGACAAAGGAAAGAAGAAAAUGAAGAAAAUGACGGCUGGGAACUUUGACCCUGAAAAUGAGUUCCGAGCAAGUGACUUCAACCUCCAGCACACGGAGAAUGUGAGUGAAGAUGAAGAUGGUGAAUAUGAGGACUAUGAGUAUGAAGAAGAAGGUGACAUGUUUGUGGAUGAUUGUGAAGAAGGAAAAUCUAGUAUCGCACCCAAAAAAGAAAAUGGUAGUGAGGACGAGGAAGGUGAUGAGAGCAAGUUCAGCAGUGAUGAUGAUGACGUGUUCAAUGACAGCAAAUUCAGUGACGAUGAUGGCGAAGAUGAAGGUGAAAAGAGGAAGAAAGAAAAACCUAGAAUCACACCCAAACAGAAAAAAGAUGAUGGUGUUGAGGGUAAGUUUAGCAGUGAUGAUGAUGGUGGUGAGGAAGAGGAAGAUGUGCUCAAUAAUGGACGAUUCAGUGAAGAAGGGGAGGAGGAGGAAGAAGAUGGGUAUAACAUAAGUAAAUUCAGUGAUGAUGAUGCUGAGGAAGAGGAAGAAGAGGAGGAGGAGGAUGUAGACGGGUACUAUGACUUGGAGGCAGAGGACGAAGAUGAGAAAGACGAGGGAGAGUUAGACGAAGAAGAAGAAGAUGGGAACGAUAAGGCAAUUAACUCGGAACCAGAAGACGAUGAUGGAAAUGACACCGGAUCAGCCGAGGAAGAGAACGAGGGCGGAUUCUUUGACCUGGAGGCGAUGGAGGAUAGCGAGGCAGAUGAGGAGAGUGACGACGACGGGGAGUUAGUCCAUGAUAUCCGCAAGGAGGAGGAGUAUGCCUUCGAGGGCGGAUCGGGGUACAGCAAACCAGAGAUCCUGAAGAACGGAAUGGAAAACGACAUCGACCGCUAUUCCAGCAACAGCGACGAUGAUGAGGACUUGGAGGGCUUCGUUAUCGAUGACGGGACGGUGGAAUAUGACGACGAUGCGAGUGAUGAGUUGCCGGAUGAGUUGAGCGAUUCGCCGACGCCGGAAAAACGAAAAAAGAGAAGAAGGAUCGUGAUGGAGACUGAUGAAGAGGGUGAGGAGAAGGAAGAUGGGGGUGAGAGUGACGACGAGGGUGAAGAUGGUGAUGACAAGGAGUUUUUCUUCUCGGCGCGAGGCUGGAAGAAUAAACAUCAGGAAAAAAUAAGCAAAAGGAAUGAAACAGUCUGCAUUGAAACGACGUCGGAUGAGGAUAGUGGCGACGAGGCGGAUAAAACGAUGAGGGGAAUGAAACUGAAGACGAAGGGGAAGAAACCGAAUGCCAAGAAGCGAAAACUGGUCAUAGAAAGUGAGUCAAGCCCGGAAAAACAACAAGAAGAAGAAGGAAACGACGCAAAAAUGAGGGUUAAGAAAAUGAAGAUAGACGACGAAGGUGACGAUGAUGCAGAGGCGAGCGAGAAGAGAGCGAUGGGAGAUGAAGAUGGAACGGAGAGUCCCGUCAUCGUCUCCGUGGUGGAUUUGAUGAAGAAGGAGUAUGAAGAUGAUGCGGAUAUCUCAACAACGGAUAGUGUAGAUGUCUUAACACUUCUGAAGGCGAAGAUGAAGAAGAAGAAGAUGGUGAAGAAGGACCCCAAUGAUGAUAGUGAUGCCACGAUGGAUGGUAUUUUGGAAAUCAUCGCCAAAAGGAAGAUGAAGGGAAAGAAGAUGACGGGAGAUGAAGAUGGUGUUUCCGAAGCCACCGAAACGAAGAAGGAAGAGAAAACGGACGAUGAUGCAGAAACCAAACCCCAAAAGAAAAUGGUAAGGGAAUUAGAUGAUGCCACGGGUGAUUCUAUGAUGGACGACGAUGCCUCACAGACGUCCACCAUCAAAAAGAAGAAGAAAAAGGCGAAGAAAAUGAGUGUAAACGACGAUGAUGAAUCUACAGUCAACAGCGAAGAUCUGCCGCCAGCCAAGACAAAGAAGACAAAGAAGAAGAAGGGAGUAGAAGACGGGGUAAUCGACGACACCUCAACCGUAGAUAGUGAAGAAGUAACAAUCACCAAAAACAAGAAGAAAAAGAAGAAGGAGGAAGACAAAAACUCGGCCAGUGUGUUGACGAUGGAAGAUGAUGAUAGUUCACCCGUCGAGGAGAAGAAGAAGAAGGCGGAAAAGAGGAAGUUGGAGAAGGAGGAUAGUGAAGAAAAUUCCCCCGGAGAUGACGAUGGCGUCCGACAGGUGAAGAAAAAGAAGAAAAUGGAGGAGGAAAACAACGAAGAUGAUUCCUUGGAAGAUAACGAUGGUGGUGAACAGAUGAAGACAAAGAAGAAAAAGAAGAAAACUGAAGAUGGAAGCAGUGAAGAAAAUUCCGAGGUAGAUGACAAAAAACUUCAAAAGAAAACAAAGAAAAAGAAGAAGAAGGAAGAGGAGGAGGAGGAAGAGGAAGAAAAAGAAGACAAAGUAGAAGAGAAGACAAAGAAGACAGAACUCAAAGAAAAUGCAGCUCCCUCGGACAAACUAACGAAGAAAAAGGAAGAAAAGGGAGCGGAAAAAAAAGAUGCUGGUCGGAAGAAGUUGAUCGCUCUUCCUGAGAUAUCCAAUUCUGAGGAAGAGGAGGAAGAAGAGGCGGAGGAAGAAGGAGAGGAGGAGGAGGGGGAGGAAGCUGAAGGAGAAGAGGAGGAGGAUAUUGAAGAUGAGGAGGAGGAGGAGGAGGAGGAUGGUGAUAUUGAAGAAGAGGAAGAAGAGGAGGAGGAGGAGGGAGAUAUGGAAGAAGAAGAAGGAGAAGAGGAAGAAGUGUCUAAUGAAAGUGACUUAGAAGAAAAGAGAAUAUCGAAACCAAAUCAAAAGAAGAAAAACGAAAACAACAAGGAAGACAACAUCAGCUCGGAUGACGACAUCUUAACUGAGGACAUUUACGGGAGGCUACGCGACCGACACGGCAACAUCGUAACACAAAACAAACCCAACACAAGCUCCGGAAACCAACCCGACGGCGCUCGCUACGUACCCCCGGCGCUACGCAAGCUCUCCGCGCUGAACCAGUCCGCGGAGAAACGCCAACAACUCGCAGCCGUCAAACGAUCGCUCAAGGGCCUCAUCAACCGCCUGGCCGAGAGCAACAUGGGGGGAAUUGCGUCGGAGAUCGAGGGGAUGUACGCUAAACACGCCCGGAAUGACGUAAAUGACAUGUUGACGGCCCUGCUUAUGGAGGCGGUGGUUGGCCCGACACUGACCCCUGAGAGGCUGACGCAGGAGUUGGCUUUGCUUGUCGCGCUCCUCUCGGCGAAUGUGGGGAAUGAGAUCGGCGCUCACAUCCUUAACGAAUUUGUCUUGCGCUGGCAUGAUGGAGUGGACAACCUUGACCGAGACUCCGAGGAAGGGGCGGGCUGUAAGGAGCUGGACAACCUCACCCUCUUCGUCUGUCACCUCUACGCGUUCAGGGUGGUCGAGGCGAGGCUAAUCUACGACAUCCUCCAUCGUCUGGCGCAGGGCUUCUCGGAGAAAGAGGUCGAGCUCAUUCUCCAGGUCCUACGCAGCAUCGGGUUCAACUUACGGAAGGACGACCCGCUCGCCCUCAAAGCCCUCAUCACCCUCAUACAGACGAAGGCGGCCGACGUACGCGAGAAGACGACGAAGGAGAGCGAGGAGCGGAAGAAAAUAGGAGGUCGGAGUACGGAUGGCGACGAGGGAACGGAGUACUCGCGUGUGACCUUCAUGCUGGAGACAAUUCAAGCCGUGAGAAACAACAACGUGAGUAAACUGCCGAAUUACGACCCGACGCACAUGGACCAUCUACGGCAAGUUCUCCGAGGCCUGGUGAAGAAGGGGAGGCAACCGUCGGCACUGAACGUGAGCCUCGAGGAUAUGGUCAAGGCGCGGGAGUGUGGGCGAUGGUGGGUGGUAGGCUCAGCGUGGUCCGGCGGGCUUAUUGACGAGGCACCACGGAGCGAGAAGAGCGUCGACGGAAGGAAGGAAAAAAGUGCGGAGUUGGAUGCAAAAUACAGCGAUGCGUUUAUGCGGAAAGCCACGAAACUGCAGCUGUCGCGUCCGCCUCGAGUUAAUAUCCUCUACAUCUUAACCGAAGGCUCCGAGGACUAUUUGGACGCCUUUGAGAAGCUCCUCCAUCUGAGCCUUCCCCAGCAGCAGGAACGCGAGAUCUUCAGCGUGAUCCUCCUUUGCUGCCAGAAGGGUAAGGUGUUCAAUCCCUUCUUCAGCUACCUCGCCGACCGCAUGUGCAAGUUCGACAAGAAGUUCGUCCGCUUAAUCCAGUUCGCCCUCUUUGACAAGUUCGAGGAGUUGGAGGACAUGAAGGUGCGGGAGGUUGGGAAUAUUGCCAAGUUUGUGACGCACCUCAUCGCGGAGACCAGCCUCAGCCUCACUGUCUUCAAGAACGUCAAUUUCAUGGAUGCCGACAAGCGGAUGAUCAGUUUAAUCCGCCAGGUCGUCAUCUCUCUCCUCCUCCACCCGGCAGGAACGGAGACGGUGGAGCGGACAUUCUCGGUGCUCUCCGCCUCGCCGAAACUUAAGGUCCUCCGCCAGAGCUUGCGUAUCUUCAUUCUCAAGUUCAUUAAGGGGAAGAAAAACAGCGAGGAUACCAAUUCGGCGAUGCUGGGGCGGAGGGUUGAGACUGCGGUAGAGAUUUUGAGUAGUGGGGGCGGAGUGAGGCUGUAGUGUGUGUGUGUGUGUGUGUGUUUAGGGAUGACAAUAUGUGUGUGUGUGUGUGUUUUUGUGCUUUCGUUUCACAUAAAAGAGUGUGUGUGUGUGUGUGAGGUUCUAGAGUGUGUGUAUGUGAGGUUCUAGUGUGUGUGUGUGUUUUGUGCUUUCGUUUCACAUAAAAGUGUGUGUGUGUGUGUGUGUGUGUGUGUGUUUUUUAGUAAGUUUGUUUCCUUUGUUCGUGUUUUAUUUAUUCUUAUUUUUAGAGGAGGAAGACAUAUAAGUUUUUCUCACGUUUGUGUUGCUGGGUAUGUGUUGCGUCUGUUUCUGUGUGUGUGUGUGUGUUGCAAGGAUAACUAGCAGAUGAUGAUGAUGAUUGAGUAGGCGGAACACUACUACUACUACUACUACUACUGUGUUUCGCAUAUCCCCAAGGCCAGUGUUGCUAUAGUGUUACGUAUGAACCAGUGUUACAUAAGCCUGUGUUAUUGUAUUCUUAAACCAGUGACGUCAACCGAUGACAUGACAGAAGGAAAAUAUUAACUUGUGUCUUGAAAUGAAGGACGAGGGAGUGAUGGAGAAGGUGAGAAGGGAAAGAAAGGAAGAAGGAAAGAUGACAAGAAGGAGAGGAAAGAAGGAAAGAGGAAAAGACAAAAUGAGAUGACAAGGAAAAGGAAGGAAAGGAGGAGACAAAAUGAGAUGACAAGGAAAAGGAAGGAGAGGAAGAGACAAAAUGAGAUGACAAGGAAAAGGAAGGAAAGGAAGAGACAAAAUGAGAUGAGAAGGAAAAGAAAGAAGGAAAAAAUGACAAGAAGGAAGAGAAAGAAGGAAAGAGGAAGGGAAAAUGAGAUGAGAAGGAAAAGAAAAAGAAAAAAUGACAAGAAGGAAGAGAAAGAAGGAAAGAGAAAGACAAAAUAAGAUACGAAGGAAAGGAGAGAAAGAAGAAGAGGAGAAAAAUAACAACAGAAAAAAAGACAAGAAAAGAAAAGAAAAAGAAAACAAAAGGCAACAGAGAAUAACAUGAACUCGUGUCUUUAAAUCAAUAACAAAAAAAACAAAACAAAAAAAAAAACGUAUUUAAACCAGACAAAAUAAAAUAAAGUCUUGUCUCUCAUAUAACCAACAAUCUUUAUUUUACUUCAUACGUAUCAUCUCUCGAUAUAAGUGUCCGUUUCCAUCGGUCGUUCCGUUCGUACUCCGCUAUUUCCCACGUUCGUCACACUUAUAUUAUUCAUCAGUGUCGUUGAGUUCAUCGUUCCUAGUCGGUGUUAAUUCUACAACACUUCCGUCUAUAGUUUUUAGCUUCGAUUCCAUUCCUUACGAAGACUCGAGUUGCGUUGCGUGAAUUCCAGUGCUGCGUAGAUUUGUGUUCCAUCGUUACUCACCAGAUAGAAAGAAUACUCGUAAUAUAUUCAACAUGCAACAAUUUCUUUCCCAUGUGUUUCUCGUACAGGGCGUAUUUAGUGUUAAGGGUAUUAUUUUUAUCGUUGUUUCUUUUUCCAGUUCGUAUUUGACUGUGAUAGUUAUGUGAAGUCUCUGCUAUUCGUCCGAUGUCAAACGUCAGAUUAAGGCUUUUGGAAUGACUCGUAUGAUGCAAAGAAUUCAGCUAUUUCUGAGUUGGGAGUUUGGAGUUGAAGGGAAAUUUGGUUUGAUAUAAUUCAUGUGCUUAAUAUAAUGUUAGUUUUGGAAAAAGAAUCAAAUUAGGUUUUACAAGUCACUAGAAUAUGUCCAGCAGAAUGUUUCCUAAUGUGUUAUUUAUGGGGAAUGCCAAGUUAGGUUCAGAGAAUUAUUGGAUCAUAGAAAAAUAAAGUCUAAUUUGUCAGUGACCAUAGAAAAACAGUGUUGUCUAAUUUGUCAGUGACCAUAGAAAAACAAUGUUGUCUAAUUUGUCAGUGACCAUAGAAAAACAAUGUUGUCUAAUUUGUCAUUGGUUUUAAAAUCACAGAAAUUAUAGAAAAGAAUAACUUCGUCUAACUUCUCAUUGCGGUAAGUCAAAUCAGGCUUUAAAAAUCAAAAUUAUACAAAAAAUCAAGCUUACCUUAUUUUUCCACAUCAGUUAAUGUCAAACUCUGUAUUAAAAUAACGAUAUUGAUAAAAAAAAUAUUGUUACCUGAUUUCUCAUGGAAGUAGAAGUCAAAUUAGGUUUAAAGAAAGACUUCAGUCCAUGCACACACCUGUCUCGUUAGGGAGGUGUGGCCAGGUGUGUUGCAUUCCCAGAGUCACCUGGAAGAACCUGAGAUGAUGGGUACCUUGCUGUUUGGUGUUAGGGAAAGGAUUUUAUUUUUUUAAGUUUUCCAUUUUAGUUUUUCUUCGCUUUGUGUCGCGUCCUGCAAACCAUCCUUGUACAGUGUGUUGAGAAUAAAGGACUUCUUGUA